Molecule: messenger RNA, 831 nt
Organism: Dichomitus squalens LYAD-421 SS1
Lineage: Eukaryota; Fungi; Basidiomycota; Agaricomycetes; Polyporales; Polyporaceae
Exons: 1
Coding region: 1-831 (276 amino acids)
Source: RefSeq, a predicted model, not a curated record
AUGUCUCUUACACUCACCACCUCCGCCUCAACUUUCCCGGUCAACUCUCCUGGUGAGAUCAUCAGUGCCGUUUCUGAAAAAGACAUCCUUCAGGCAACCCUUGUAGGCGACCAAGUUUGCGAUCCGUUCGCAACACUUGCCUCCGCCUUCAACUGGGCUGACGAUGUUGAGGACGAGUUCUUCUCCGACGACGCAAGCGAGGCCGACCUCGACACAGAUGAAGUCGACGCCCGAUCCAGCUCUUUCGACGUCGACCGGUUCUUCGCUUCCGAUGUUUGUAUGUUUGGACAGUAUGGCCACUACCUGACCACGAUACUGGAGGAGGACAAAGACCAGGGCCAGGACGACAAUGAGGAUCACGAUGAGGACCACAAGGAAGACAACGAGGACCACAAGGAAGACAACGAGGACCACAAGAAAGACAACGAGGACCACAAGGAAGACAACGAGGAUGAGGACAACAAAGAAGACGGCGAUCGCUCCGCCGCGACCGACCCGACCGACUCGACCGGCAAUGGGAGCCUUCUCCAGCGCAUAUUCCUCACCAAUCGGCCCAAGGUUGCCUCGAAGCCUUCGCUCGACGACAUCGAGGAAGAAGAGGACGGCUUAGAGAACAAUACUGACGAGACUGGAUCUUCGGUUGACAGCCCUGACUCGGACUCUGAACGGACGGAGUCCGACUCGGACACGAUCGACUUCGACGCGACCAAUUGGGACGACACGGCGUCGACGAUCUGCGACCCACCACGACGCCCACUUCGAGUUCAUGGCCAACCACUUCGACUCACUCGAAUUCUCUCUCGCUUCGAUCUCGACCGUGGACGACGAUGA